CUUCUUUCUUUCUUCCUGUAAAAGCCACAUUGUGCGAAGGGGAGACCAACCCAUCCGCCGUCACUGGCAAGUCACCUCAAGGCUCUCAGUAACAGAGAGAAACAGCCAAAAGAAUCCAAGACUCCUGUGUGAGAAACGUCUCAGUGACAGACAGAAGGAGAGGAAACCAGCCUUAAAGGCAAGAAGCAUGGGAAAGCAAAGAAUUUGGUGUAUUGUCCUAUGCCAGAGUUUUUGGCUUUGGGGAGCACUCACUUUGGCAACUUCUCCCUCCACUCUGUUUGAGCCUGAUAACACAAGUCCCUCCUCUGAUAGCAAAAUAGUCACAGAGGUCCAGCACCUAAAAGUGCCUGAUACAACCACUGGAACUGUGACUGACACCCCAAAGCAACCAGAGAUCAGUCAUGCCAAUGUAUUUAAGCAAAUCCCAAUAGCACAAGCCCUCAUAGAUCCAGAGUCUAUGUCUACCCAAAUAAAUAAGCUUGCUGAACCAGUCCAGGAAAAGAAUGAUAGCCAGGCGACUCCUUCCAUUGAGGGCAACGAUUUUGUUUCGCUUCCUGCUGAAAAUGGCACUACUCAAAAGGACACCGUUAUGACCUCUGCUAAUGAAAUGGAAACCACCACCCAUGUGAGCACAGGGCUCCUGACAUCCAUUUCUACUGGGGAUGAUAAAAGAGCAGUUAUUGAUAUAGAACCGACUGGCUACACUACUGAGCCCACUGUGUCCAAGAAAUUGACCACCUUAUAUAACGUAACCAAGAUUCAUGGUGUAUCUGGUGAUACAGGACUUAAGACCAGCCGUGAUGGUCUUCUUACUUCUUCCCCUGAAUCCAAUAUAACGGAAACUAAUUAUAAAGCCACAGGCACACACUCGGGCAGUAAUGAGCAUAAAACUCCUACCCCUAAGAAAGAUAAUUCUAACAAUACGUCCAGACUGUUUUUAUAUGUCGUACUGAUUUGCCUUCUCCUACUGAUACUUGCUGUCAUUGUGAUCCUUGUCUUGAGGAAAAAGAGGAGAAGCAGAUCUCAGAACUUCAGCAAGCGAGUAAAAAAAGGAGACAGCAAAGAUGUAUGGGCAGGGCAGGUGCCUGAACUUGCCGGAGGGGAGGUGACAGUGGGUGCCGAUGGGCUGGUCAAUGGCAUGGCUGUACCACUGUUGGGAGAUGAGCAGGAGAUGACCACUUUUGUCAUUGGGGAGAAGAAGGGGGAUUCAGGAAUAGAGAUUGUAGAAGCAGAGGCUGGGACAACCAAGAAGGUGGGUGGUGAGGAGAUGAAAGAGAAAGCAGAGAACCUUGUGGUUCAGGAGGAGCAGAAGGUACCAAAGGAUGCAAAGCUGGAGAUAAAACUCAAUGGGGAAGUGGAGGCAAAAGAAGAACAGUUCCCACUCCCUCCUGUGGAACAAAACUUGGUGGGCAAUAAAGACAAAGCAAUUUAGGGCUGAUGUAUGAAGCGAUGAUCGGAUAAGUAUAAAUUGACCAACAAAUCCUAUGUUAUCCCUGGGAAAACACAUUGUGCCUCAAUGUUCCUGAUGUGGGAACAAGUAUGACCCGAUAUGGGCAGGAAGUGUUUGACCCAAGAAUCCUCCCAGCGUUAUGUCUCAAUAAUGUCAAUUAGCAAAGAGCGGACUUGUUUCUUUAAUUAGACUUCUUAUUAACAUAUCAUAAUUGCAGAUAUAAAGUUUGUCAAGAGAUUGUAUAUUUUGUAGAUAUGCAGCAUGACUGUGUACUCUUAGUGUAGAUGUACCCAUUGCCACUAUAAAGUAUAUUGCCCCUAAUAGGCAAAGGUACAAGCUAUAUAUUAUAGAAAUGUAUGAUACCUGCAUAUACUGUAACUUCCAGCACCGCCCCCAACAGCCACUGUGCUGGGAGAUACAGUCCAUUGACAGCUGGAGGGCUGCAGGCUGCUCGCCAUGAAUUCCAAUGUUUUCAUUUAUAUUCCACUUGCUGCCGUGGUUGGCUCUCUUAUUUUCUUCACUGCUUGACUUACUACAGAAACAAUGUAGUAGAAAGCAGCUCCUCUCCAGGCAAGACUCCAGUUCCCACAAUGCUUUGCAUGCUUCUGCAACUUCUUUUCAGGGAAUGCAAGGCAUUGUGGGAACUGUAGAGCUGAUUACAAUGAACUGACGAAAUGUUUCAGUAGUCAGAACAAGCAGUGGAAGGAAGGAUGAGAGAUAAUGCUAUAAAUUGCUACAUUUACACAUAACUCAGCAUUUUUAAUUUCUGGAUAUUGGGAAGUUGCUUAGAAUGAUAUUUGGUUUCACUCUGCAAAAAAACUCUAUUAUGUAAAUAUUAAGUCAAUGAUGCAAUGCUCUGAUUGGUUAAAGAAUGAUAGUCGUGCGAAUACUUUACUGCAAAUAUAUUACUUUACAUAAGAUCCCUAUCAGUUUGUAAAUACUCACCCCAUAUACAGAUCAGUAGUAAGUAUCAGUGUAUAGAUACUCAGUACAGGUAUGGGAUCCGUUAUCCAGAUACCCAUUAUCCAGAAUGCUCCGAAUUAUGGAAAG
Molecule: messenger RNA, 2500 nt
Organism: Xenopus laevis (African clawed frog)
Lineage: Eukaryota; Metazoa; Chordata; Amphibia; Anura; Pipidae
Gene: spn.S
Product: spn like [provisional] S homeolog
Exons: 2
Coding region: 188-1432 (414 amino acids)
Source: RefSeq, a predicted model, not a curated record